AUGGACUGGGGUCUUACUCUCGCUGCAAUGAAAAGAAAAAGCUGUGUCUUCACCUAUGACGCAGUGGGAUCAUAUGAGAAGGUUGGAUACAGUGCUCAAGGUUCUGGUUCUACUCUCAUUAUGCCUUCCUUGACAAUCAGCUCAAGAGAUACUAUCACACCCUUUUCUGAACCUGAAGCAGUUGACUUGGUUAACACUGUCUUCGCUUCUGCCACUGAGAGGGAUAUCUACAUUGGAGACAAGCUUGAGAUCAUGAUUUUCAAGGCGGAUGACAUCAGGACCGAAGUCAUGGAAUUGAGGAAAGACUAA
This is a messenger RNA of Brassica napus (rape), 309 nucleotides long. RefSeq names its product proteasome subunit beta type-1-like. Gene Ontology annotation, cellular component: proteasome core complex. Bases 1 to 309 code for a protein of 102 amino acids. The record is from RefSeq and is a predicted model, not a curated record. The transcript is spliced from 4 exons. NCBI's taxonomy places the organism in Eukaryota, Viridiplantae, Streptophyta, Magnoliopsida, Brassicales, Brassicaceae.